This is a messenger RNA of Dermacentor silvarum, 2644 nucleotides long. RefSeq lists its product as uncharacterized. The record is from RefSeq and is a predicted model, not a curated record. The transcript has 3 exons. NCBI's taxonomy places the organism in Eukaryota, Metazoa, Arthropoda, Arachnida, Ixodida, Ixodidae. Bases 171 to 827 code for a protein of 218 amino acids.
CAAGUGGUGUGACUCGACCAGAACACGUGACUCUUGCAGGCUGGCAGGCAAGACGGCGGGAAGCUCGUUUCGCUUGUUACACCGCUUUUGUGCUAAUGUAAAAUAGUGUUAAUAUCAGCCGUUUCGUCUGAACUCUUACAAGGGUGCGUCUUUUGUGUCGCUAUGAAACAAUGAACCUCGUUGAGUUCAAAGACGUGCUUAGCGGCGAAAUAGGAAGGUACGUCAAAAUCGUUGGACGCGUGGUGGAAUUUGAUGACCACCAAUUCAUGGUCGUCGUUGAAGAUGCCAGGCGGAACAAACUUCCAGUUCGCCUGCUGCCCACGGAGACGUGCCUGAACAUUCAUAGGUUUCAGAUGUUCAUCUUCAGUGGCCUCAUAGCACGGAGAUAUGAGAACGUAGACGAGCGCUGUCUACAAGUGCUAAACUUUAUGCAAGUUGACUAUGGGCUGAACUUGAAAGAAUUCGAAGACGUCCAAAGGCUCAGGGGAGAAGUGUUAGAAGAGUGUGUUGCCGUGAACUCCAAGGUUGCAAAUGAUGUGCUGUUGGAUCUCAGUGACAAAGUGGAAUUUAUGGUUGAGGACUGGGAUGAGUGCCUCGAAGUGGCUGUCAACCACUGUGACAGAAACGAGCGGUUCCCCUUGGACGAGAACAGUGUGUCCCUGGAGGAGUUUGUCUUCGGAAGCUGCGACGACCGUCGCCUCAAGUGCAUGAGGCCUCUGCCGUUCAUUUAUGAGGAUCUGGUAAAACAAGUGUUCCAGGCAGUCGGGGAAGAACGGUAUAUGUCGCUGGCUGUCAAGAGGUUUCUUGACAGGCUUGCGGGCUUAUAGCAGAAGCAUGUGUAAGCUUGAAUAUGUUUCUCUUUUGAGCAUUGUGCAAGCGGUAACCCCACAUAUGUGAUUCAGUGAUUGCCAUCUGUUGUCCCUUUACACUAUUUGGGAGCACAAGUUAAGUUUGUGUCUAUAAUAACUUAAUAGAGUGUUUAUACGAUGUACAGAAGCUAGAGGGGAGGGGAGGUCAAGUGCUGUCUUUGUUGUGUUUGCUAUCAUGGACAAAUUUGAAACGUGAACUUGGAGUUAUAAAGUUAGCUCUUAUGCGAGAUGCUAUGCUCCAGUUUGCUAUACAUAUCCAUUAGUCUAAAGUGGUGUGGGCACCGAAGUGAACAUGCAUGUAAAAAACCAUGUUGAAAUCACAUGAUGUGGCAAAUGUGGGAAUGAUAAGAAUUCGUUUCAGCUAGCCCAUAACAUGUUCAUGUUUAAUUUGUUUAUGAUCACAUUAUUACCACAUCUACAUAUUUUUCGUGUGAACCUAAACAUUUUACCAGCAAGUGUUGUUCAGUGAUAACCGUUUGCAAGUAACAGAAACAGUACAAGCAUUCAGUAUUUUUACACAAGAGAAACUUGUAUAUAUAUAUACUUUGUAUUUGCCGAACUGAUGGUUGGGCGAGUUGGUACGUGUUCAUGGUGAAAUUUGUAGCGCUCACAAUAGACAAGGACACAGUGAAGGUGGACACACGAGUGCUUACUCACAGCUGUUUAUUUUUGGAAAGAGACAGAACAUAAGUGCACCAGCUAUCUGCACUGAGCAUGUGCAAAACGAGUCAUCAGUUUUUACAUAACCAGAUUACUAAGGUUCAAGCCGUAUUCAAGAAUGCAAAAUUCUUUGUCAGUGAUUGCAACCGACGGUUGACUGAUGCAUUUUCCAGCACACCUUUUAAUACGGAACGCUUGCAUUAUUUCACGUUAGGUUUUUUUUUAUCAGAAAACAAAAUAUCAGUGUCAAAAAAUACUGGAUCACAAAGACAUAGCUUGCAGUUGUUAGACAAGUGCAAAUAAUUUUCUUUUCCGAGAGAAUGUUGAUGUUCUUUUAAACGGGUGUUUAUGCACCGACUGGUUUGUCCUAUGUAUAUCUUACCACAGGUUAACGGAAGCCGGUACACAACACCUAUUCUGCAUUUUGUGAAUUUUUUAUUGUCUUUAAAACCGCAGCUGCAUUUUCUUUCCCUAUUGUCAAACUUUUUUUAAACCGCUUGGCACAGUUCUUGCACCUUGUUAGGAGCGCUGAAAACCACUUCAACGCCAUACCGGCUAGCAACAUUCUUUAGCCCAUGGGAAAAAUAACAGAAGUGUUCCAUAUUAAAAGGUGUGCUGAAAAAUGCAUCAGUCAACCUUCACUGUGUCCUUGUUUAUUGUGCGCGCUACAAAUUUCACCAUGAUUACUGUGUAUUUGUUGGUUGUUGCCAUUUUCACUGUUGUAAGCAAGAACUGCAUUGCUGCGAUUGUGUGACAAAGUAAAUAGGUAUGUGGUAGCAUUUUACCUUUUCUGAUAAUGUAUGCCAAUGGAGGACUAUUCUAAUGUAUAUACACUUAUCUAGUUAAUUAGUUUCCUCUACAUUUUUCUGCUGUUAUCAAGCUUGAAUCUUGAAUCGUCCACAUCUAAUUUUAUAAUUUUCCUUUUUUUAUAUUCUAUUUAUGUUAAAGCCAGCUCAUUUCCAGAUGUGCAUUUAUUUACUCAGUUUUCAAUGUCAUUGUGAAAAUACUUUCAUUAUAUUGAAUUAUACAUACAUCUAGCUGUAUAAUAAAUGUAACAAGUUGAAUCUACGUUGUUCGCAUGUAGUGUAAUAAAAUAUACUUAAGUUUUUUACUUA